Uncinocarpus reesii 1704 is the source of this 1029-nucleotide messenger RNA. RefSeq lists its product as uncharacterized. The coding region runs from base 1 to 1029 and encodes 342 amino acids. Lineage: Eukaryota; Fungi; Ascomycota; Eurotiomycetes; Onygenales; Onygenaceae. The record is from RefSeq and is a predicted model, not a curated record. The transcript has 4 exons.
AUGGCCUCGCAGAGCCUAGCCUACCCUCCUCCCCCUCAACAAGGCACAUAUCCACCACCACCCCAGAACUACAACUACCCGCCUCCCCCUACAGGCCAAACUCCCCAGUUCGCUCCACCGCCGGGUGGCCAUGGCUCCCCGCCUCCGCCCGCAACAUCACCGCCUCCGGUAACGUCAACACCUCCGCAAAUGGGCCAUCCCACUCCGCCUCCAAAAAUGGAGCAGAUGCCCGGCGGCGCGCCGCCUGUUGGCCAGUUCGUAGGAGCCCAGUCCACCGCUGCAGACGACAUUGGCACAUUCAAUGGAGGGAGCUAUCGCAUCAGCCACCGCGAUUCCAACUCAAUUUUGACUAUUCAGCUUGCAAUGGGAUGCCCAUUGACAGCAAAGCCUGUAUUCCAUCACCGCGCAACAAAGGUCCCCUUCUUUGUUCCUGCUAACCGGCGAAUCCUGCCAGGCGCAAUGAUUGCGAUGUCCCCCACGGUCACGCUCAAAGGCUCGGUAAAAUUCUCAAUGAAAAAGAUGCUUGCUGGCGGUGAGAUGUCAACUUCGACAUACACAGGCCCAGGCGAGCUACUGUUGGCUCCAUCGGCACUAGGUGAUAUCUCUGUACUCCGUCUCAGCGGCCGCGAGCAGUGGUCCGUUGGUAAGGACGCGUUUUUGGCUGGUACCCAAGGCAUUGUCAAAGACUACAAGCGCCAGGGCUUAAGCAAGGCCAUUUUCUCCGGAGAGGGCCUGUACACAUAUAUGGUAUCCGGCACCGGUAUUUUGUUCAUACAGAGUUUUGGCGCCAUUAUCAGGAAAGAUCUGGCUAACGGCGAGAAAUACAUUGUUGAUAACGGCCAUCUCGUCGCUUGGAACUGUGGCUACGUAAUGGAGCGUAUCGCAUCCGGGGGUAUCAUCUCCGGCCUAAGUUCCGGAGAAGGCCUGGUGUGCAAGUUCACUGGACCAGGGACCGUUUACCUCCAGACGAGAAACGCACAGGCUUUCGGACAGUGGGUCCUGGCGAAUGGCGGGCCAGCCGGAGCCUAA